Daphnia pulicaria is the source of this 2721-nucleotide messenger RNA. Its product is annotated as death-associated protein kinase 1-like. The transcript is spliced from 4 exons. Gene Ontology annotation, molecular function: RNA endonuclease activity; protein serine/threonine kinase activity; ATP binding. Lineage: Eukaryota; Metazoa; Arthropoda; Branchiopoda; Diplostraca; Daphniidae. The coding region runs from base 99 to 2540 and encodes 813 amino acids. The record is from RefSeq and is a predicted model, not a curated record. Gene Ontology annotation, cellular component: IRE1-TRAF2-ASK1 complex. Gene Ontology annotation, biological process: intrinsic apoptotic signaling pathway in response to endoplasmic reticulum stress; IRE1-mediated unfolded protein response; protein phosphorylation.
AUAAUUCAAAAGGCUGUUGCAUUCCUAACAAAGAAGACCACAUCUUUUUUUGUGUGUGAAGGAAAAGUUAAUUAUUUGUGCUGUUUCAGAAAGUCAGUAUGUCGAAAAUGUCGCUGAUUUUCAAUCCCCACAAUAAAUUAGGGGAGGGAAGUUAUGGUUUCGUUGUCAAAGGAUACUGGGGUGGAACAACAGUGGCCAUCAAGCGAAUUCAACUACAUCAGUGCUGCAAACAAGAAGAAGAUGCCAUGAAAAAACUCGAUCAUCCAAACGUCGUUAAGUUUUUUCACGCCGAGAGUGACGAGAAUUUCAGAUAUUACUGUCUUGAAUUGUGUGAUGGCACGUUGGACCAAAUGUUAUCUAAAGACAACGACCCAGAAACAUACUUGAAGGCCCACCCAAUGCUCAUACAAUUGCGUAACAUUUACCAAUUAGCUAAUGGCCUGGAAUACAUUCACAAACAGGGACUGAUCCACCGUGAUCUCAAGCCGGAAAACGUUCUAAUUAAAGAAACUCUGAUGAAAUGGGCUGAUUUCGGACUGAGUAAACAAGUGAAUGAAAGAGGAACUUGUUCUAUGAGUGGAAUCAAAGGAACAGAGAAAUGGUUAGCCCCAGAGAUAUUGAAACUACUCGAAGACAAGGGAGAUAAAAUAACGCAAAGGGGAACAAUCCAAAGCGAUGUGUUUGCAGAAGGCCUUGUCUUUGGAUAUUAUCUUUCAAAUGGUCUUCAUCCGUUCGGUUCUCGUCACAAAAUUCAAUCUAACAUACUUAAAAACAAACUAAUUAAUCUGGAUAAAUGUCAACCGUGUGCGUAUGACAUAAUCAAGAGAAUGAUCAAAGAAAAGCCGGAAGAUCGAAUCAAUUCGUCAGAUGUCGUUGAACUACUCUCUGAAAAGAUUGUGAGGCAACUGCAGUUUUUGAAAAUAUGUUCGAGUGAUACCUAUCCUGGUUUGCAGGAUGUUGAAUCCUUACUGGAAAAGGGUGUAGAUGUCAACUUUGUCAAGUGUCCACAAGGAUGGACUCCACUUCUAAUGUUGGCAGAAAAAAAAAAGGAUGGCGAUAACAAUUUAUUUGAAAUAGUGCGACACUUCCUUAAGAAUGGCGUCAACCUUAGCCACACUUUGUUCCAAUCUAGAUUAAAUGUCUUGCAUUUAUUCUGUCAGAAGUAUCAAGAGGACAAUUUAAUUGAAAUCAUUCAACUUUUAAUUCAACAUGGGAUCGACGUCAAUUGCAAGAACAACGAUAGAUCGAAUGCUCUUCUUAUCUUAUGUCGUCAUUAUCAAAAGGAAAAUUUAAUUGAAAUCAUUCAACUUUUAAUUCAACACGGAAUCGACGUCAAUUGCAAAACCAACGCCGGAUCGAAUGCAGUCACUUUAUUAAGUGAAUUUUAUCAAAAAGAAAAUUUAAUUGAAAUCAUUCAACUUUUAAUUCAACACGGAAUCGACGUCAAUGGCAAGGACAGACACGGACGGAACGCUCUUUUUCCCUUGUAUCAUGGUAGAUUUUACCAAAAGGAAAAUUUGGUUGAAAUCAUUCAUUUUUUGAUCAAGCAUGGAAUCGAUGUCAAUUGCCAAGACAACCACGGAAAUGAUGUCCUUACAUGUUUCUUUUCUUUUUUACCCAAAAAUUUAAAUGAGAUAACUCGACUUUUUAUCGAACACGGAUAUGACCCCAAGGCCCACAGUAUCCCAAAUAUUUUCACAUCCUUUGAAUUACCUCAAGCACGCCAUCAAGAUCACAAUCUAAUUGAAAUUGUACAACUUUUGGUUGAACACGGUUGUGAAGUCCAUAAUUUAAAAGGCUCGUCAGGAUGUAAUGCCUUUCAGACGAUUUUUCGUUUUUAUCAAAAAGGAAACAUAAUUGGAAUAAUUCGACUUUUAAUUCAACGCGGGAUCGAUGUCAAUUGGAAGAACAAUUGGGGACACAAUGCCCUUUACCAUUUGUUUCGAUAUUAUAAAGAAGAAAAUAUUGUUGAAAUAGUUCAACUUCUGAUUCAACAAGGAAUACAAGUGAAUUACAAAGACCGAAACAUGAAUAAUGCUUUACAUUAUUUAUGCACAUUUUAUCAAGAAGACAAUUUAAUUGACUUAAUACGACUUUUGAUUCGACACGGAAUCGAUGUCAAUUGCAAAGGUUUGUUUGGAAGAAGAGCCCUUUAUAUCUUGUGCAAACACUACCACAAAGAAAAUUUAGUUGAUAUUGUUCAAAUUUUUCUUCAGCAUGAAAUUGAAGUCAAUAGUGAAGACGACUGGGAAAGAAAUGAGGCAUUUAAUUGCUUGGGGCAUCAUAGUAAGAGAAAUUACAUCAGAGACUUCAAAAAUUGCAUGCAUUCCUUGUGCCAAAGUGAUCAAAAAGAACAUUUAAAUGAAAUUAUUCGGCCACAUAUUGAAUGUUGUUGCGAUGUGACGCCAUAUACGUUAACGUUAACUUACAUCGCAUACAAAGAGGGAAAAGUAAAACGACACGAAAAUCUGAAAUGCAACACAAAUUAUCGUAGCAUUAAAAAAAAUUGGAUCCAAAUUAUGACACAAGGAUAUUAUUAACGUAUGAUUAUUAACGUUUUUUUUUACUGUUCUGAGUUCUCCCCAAAUCAUUUGUAUCACUUUAAUGUAUGUUAAUUAGCCUUACCCACUCCAUUAACCGUUAAUAUAAAAGAGAAGCUGAUUUAUUUUAAUAUAAUUUUGUGUUUUGCAAAGUGAAUAAUAAAGCUGAAACCAAAAUGAA